AUGAGCAGUGGUGGUGGGUUUAGGGUUUCAAUCCCAACCAGUGUGAGGAAGACGAUCCAGGACAUCAAAGAGAUCACCGGCAAUCACAGCGAGGAAGAAAUCUAUGCAAUGCUCAAGGAAUGUAACAUGGAUCCCAACGAGACCGCUCAGAAGCUUCUCCUUCAGGAUCCAUUUCAUGAGGUCAAAAGGAAACGUGACAAGAGAAAAGAGAAUCUGAGCAACAGAGAGUCUUCUGAGCCACGGUGGAGACCUGGAAUGCAGGGCAAGGGGGGUAGGGGUGGUCGGGUGAAUUUUUCACCUCGUCAUAUACCACAUGAUGCUGGUGGUGGCAGGAACUCAGGUCCUGGAACUGAGAAUGGACCUGCUCAGGUUGCAGAGAAAGGUGUUGCUCCCUCUUUGCCAACCUCUCAUGAGACAAAAACUAAAGAGAGAAGUCUCAUAACAAGCUCUGUACCUGCUAUUGUGGGUGGUCCUACCAAUGUGGCUUCUGGAACUACUACCGUUGUGCCUGCCUCGCAGUCAUCUGCUGGAACAAGUGGUGAAAUAAGUUUUUCAUUGGUUGGAGAUAAUUCGGGUAGCUCGGCCUCCCCGGUGGAUGCUAAAAAAGUUCCUGGCAGUGCAUUUGGAAAUGAGGACUUGCAUGAGCAGGCUGCUCCAAGCUCCAGCAGUAGCUCAGUUUUGCCAAACCCAGUGUCUACAUUAGGAGCAUGCUUCUCCUCGUCUGAUCCUGUACUGGUGCCAUCUAAUGAUUCACGGCUCCCAGGUUCUGUGGGCACAAUCAAACGCGAAGUUGCAACCCAUAACCCUCCUGCUUCUGAGGUUAGCAGCUCUUUAGCACAAGGUAAAACAACUAGCAAAACGCAGGGAGUUGGGAAAGCUCAGCCCUCUGAUCUUUCACAUCCUUCUUCUGCGUCAACUCAUGGCGGUUCGGUUAGUCGGACACCAUCUAAUUAUAGUAGCCGGUCGCAACAACUAAUUGGGACUCAAAAAGUUGGUACCAACAAGGAGUGGAAACCAAAGCCCAUAGUUUCUGCCGUUGUUCAAGGUCAAGCAACAGCUAAUGCAGCCGCAUCUGAGGCGCCUGCUGAUUUGGUAGAGGUCUCAUCGCAGUCACAGCCUGUUCCAAGUGUCCUUGAUUCAGAAGAAGCAAAUUCAAAACUGCAGAAGAAGCUAGAGGAAUUGCACCUUCCACAGCUUCCGCAGCGCAAAUUAGUUAUUCUUCCAAAUCAUAUACAUGUUCCUGAGUCUGAACGAAACAAGUUGAGUUUUGGAAGUUUUGGGGCAACUUUUGGUGUAACGAAUAGCUGUGUCAGUGGUCCUGAGAGCGAGAAGAGCUCUACACCUCAGUCGGAAACUUCUCAGGUUAUUGAAGAAUCUGUGGAGGAACAGUCCUCAAGCAAUCAAACUGUGUUGGCAACUGCUGAUGUGGGUGAUUUUCCUGAUCAUCCGCAAUCACCUACUCAUAUACUAGAAAAUCUAUCAUCUGGUGAGGGCGAUGUCUCAUCCAGUGCAGCCCAAGGACAUAAUGAAUCUAAGCAUGACAGUGUAAUGACUUCUGGAAGUCAUCAGCUCCCGGUGGCUAAUACUUCUCCAAAUUAUAGUUUUGGGAUUGUGCCUCCAAUUUUGGGGAGUCAGCUUGCGGCAUUUGAAAACUCCGAAUCUCAAGCACAUGAUGUAUCUCGGCUUCCAAGCUUUGUAGUUCAACAACCCUUUGAUCCAGCAAGUUAUUAUGCCCAGUUUUACCGUUCAGCUGCUGAUAGUGAUGGUCGCCUGUCUCCUUUUCCAUCUCCUGGGGUAUCCACAAAGUACAAUGGCAAUGUUGGAGUAUUGCCUCCAAGUUCUCAGUCUCCACAAGAGGGUGGGGCUCUUUCAGCAGCUGGUCCAACACCAUUGGUGACACAGGCUCCUGGGCUUGUGCAAAGCUCAAUAGCUGUAACUCAGCAGCCACUUCCUGUCUUCCGACCACCAGCUGGGGUGCACAUAUCUCAUUAUCCUAACUACCUUCAUCCUUACAGUCACUACUUCAGCCCAUUCUAUGUUCCACCUCCAAUCCACCAAUAUUUGGGUAAUGGGGCAUUUCCUCAACAACCUCAAGCAGGUGGUGUGUACCCAGCUCCAUCACCAGCAGCUGCUGCCACUGGAGUCAAAUACUCACUGCCACAAUACAAAGCAGGGACUAAUACUGGAAACUCAAAUCACAUGGGAAUGGCAAGUGGAUAUGGGCCCUAUGGCUCUUCCCCAGCUGGUUAUAAUCCCAGUCCUGCCACAACUGCGGGAAACACUACUGCUAAUGAAGAUCUUAGCACAUCUCAGUUCAAGGAGAAUAAUGUAUACAUUACUGGACAGCAGAGUGAAGGUUCAUCUGUAUGGGUUGCUGCACCUAACCGAGAAAUGCCCAGUUUAACAAGUUCAUUUUACAACCUUCCUGCACAGGGUCAGCAUGUGUUCACUCCAACACAGGCCGGCCAUGGUACCUUUGCUGGUCUCUACCACCCUGCACAAGCAGUAUCAGCUGCAGCUGUCCAUCCACUUUUGCAACAGUCCCAAACCAUGGCUGGGACAGUUGACAUGGUGGGACCUGGGGGCAAUGUUUAUCAGCAGCCUCAGCAUGCACAACAAAUGAACUGGCCUAGCAACUACUGAAACAGUAGAAUUGCAAGUCCAAUCUUGGGAAUUGUUUUGGGCAACUCAAACUAUUUUGGAUGGAGGGACACAUCAAGAAGAUACCGAGUUGGCAGAGAUUGAGUGUAAAUCUGUAAAAGGAGGCUGAAAAAAAAAAGGUGCUGGUAGUAUCUUCUGAUUGUUUGGGUUGAGGACAUAAAAGGUGCAAUCCACCUGUAACUGAUAUUGACCAUUUUAGUUAGUCAAGGUAGAAAUGGCAGGUCUUCUUUUUUCUGCUGCUUUAUGGUGUUACCAUUUUCCCCUUCUCUUAGUUUCAAGUCCUCUCUUGUCUCUUCCGCUUCCUUCUCUCCUUUGGUUUUACUUUCUACAUUUCUUUGGAAGUUUCUUGAACUUAGAAUUUACUGUUGAGUGGUGAGAAUCUCUUUCAUUCUUUUACUAUGAGGUUUUAUAGGUUUUGGAAGGUAAGAUAUAGGCUGGUGAAGAAUUUUCCAAUUCCAUUGUUCUCUUUCUGCUGUCUUACCUGUAAAGUGAAUUUUGAUAGCAAGGAAAAAUCUGUAUUUAACUGUUGUAUUGGUAUAACAGAAGCAGACAUCUCAAUUGUUUUAGUU
This is a messenger RNA of Fragaria vesca subsp. vesca, 3230 nucleotides long. RefSeq lists its product as uncharacterized. NCBI's taxonomy places the organism in Eukaryota, Viridiplantae, Streptophyta, Magnoliopsida, Rosales, Rosaceae. Bases 1 to 2643 code for a protein of 880 amino acids. The transcript is spliced from 11 exons. The record is from RefSeq and is a predicted model, not a curated record.